GAUGCCACUCACUUAUUUGAAACACUACCUUUGGGAGGGCAUAGUGGUGAGACACAGAUCUGCUUCCGUAGUGUUUACAUUUAUGAAACGGUGGUUGGUCGCCUAGUUCCCUAUGCGGCAGUGGCGGUGGCUAACUGUAUCAACAUUCCUUGCAUGCGCAGCGGAGAGCUGAGCUCUGGCAUUGACGUGACCGAUGAGGACGGUAAGAAAUUGGGCAAAUCGGUUCGCACUGCUCGUGUCGCUAUUGCCCAAGUCACUCUUUCUCGAGUUCUCAUGGCCUCUCCUGGCAUGGUGCUUCCACCGUUUUUGAUGGAUGCUCUGGAACGCCGAGGCAUUCUGCGCCGCUACCCUUGGAUCAGUGCUCCCCUUCAAGUUGUUCUCUGCGGCAUUUUCCUCACCUUCACGACACCCAUGUGCUGCGCUCUCUUUCCCCAACUUAGCUCAAGACCAUUCAACAAACUGGAGAGCAGCCUUCAGGAGAAGAUAAUCAAAGAUCUUGGGGAUAAACCUGUACCAAAAGUCGUGUACUACAACAAGGGUCUGUAA
Molecule: messenger RNA, 546 nt
Organism: Hydatigera taeniaeformis
Lineage: Eukaryota; Metazoa; Platyhelminthes; Cestoda; Cyclophyllidea; Taeniidae
Source: the annotation of a GenBank genome assembly